This is a messenger RNA of Caenorhabditis briggsae, 981 nucleotides long. The record is from RefSeq and is a predicted model, not a curated record. Lineage: Eukaryota; Metazoa; Nematoda; Chromadorea; Rhabditida; Rhabditidae. The transcript is spliced from 3 exons. Bases 1 to 981 code for a protein of 326 amino acids.
AUGUUCUGGAAUAGAAAUACAAAAUUUCAUCAGAUUAUUUUGAUUGGAAUUUUCUCGAUUCUUGUUGGAAGUUCUGAGCAGUUUAAAAUAAUAAAACUCGAGAGAAACUUUUAUGCAACAGCUACUGUAAUCUCACCCCAUCACGUUCUGACGUCUUCCUACGUGGUUCUUGAUGAACAAAAAAAUUGGAGGUACAUUCAGCAACCAGCACAGUGUUCCCGCGGUUUAGUUGAUCUGGAUGUUCCACCGAAAGUACUCAAAGAAAUCUCCGCUCUCCACAUGAAUCAAGCUGAAACUUUCAAUGUCUGUAAUGUGACAGACAAUCAACUUGUCAAUUAUGGCGUCUUCAGAAAAUUAAUGCUUGCUGAAACAAGUGAAAUAUUCGAGAAUUACUUUUGUCUGGCGAAUGAUUACACAAACAUUGAUGGAACCGAGUUAUUAGAUUCCUACGGGCGUGCAUGGAAUAACUCUACAUGUGAAUUGUUUCAUAGAAAAUUGAUAUUCCUCGACUAUGGAAACAGCCUGAUUCACACAGAAGGAUACAAAGCAAAGGACGAGUUUGCAAAUAUUGUGGUCAAAGAAAAAGACGAAAAGAGCAUGCUAUUGGGAAUUGGGUUGGGGGCAGAAGGUGAAACGAGCGGCGAAGGAGAGGCAGCAUUCUACAGCAUUGCAAACAUUCAAAAUAGGAUUUGUUCACUGACUGGAAUUUGUGAAGCUCCGAAAACAACAUUUACGACUACCACAACUACCACGACUCCGACCCCCACGACUCCAACUUCUACAAAUCAAGUUAUCACGACUCCCAUGAAUCAUCCGCCGACCACUACUACUUCUCAACCCCCAUCAACUCCCUCCACGUCAUCUGAAAACCGAAACAUCACGAUAUCAGCCAUCCCUCAUCUCAAAACACCGCAAACCAAUAUCCCCCCUAAAACUCCAGAAGGUUCCGAACCACAGGAAAAGUUCCGAAUCGAAGACUAG